Caenorhabditis briggsae is the source of this 315-nucleotide messenger RNA. The record is from RefSeq and is a predicted model, not a curated record. The transcript has 2 exons. Bases 1 to 315 code for a protein of 104 amino acids. Lineage: Eukaryota; Metazoa; Nematoda; Chromadorea; Rhabditida; Rhabditidae.
AUGUCAAUAUCGAUAAUUAAAAAGGACUACUUGGAUUUUUAUUUUGCCGAUGGUCGGAAGAUCUUUGGUUUUGAUUUGAAAAUCCAGAUUGUCCAAAUUGGACUUCGUCAUCUGGAGAAGGUCAUUGUCAAGCACUCCAAUUUUCCUAACUAUGUAGAGAUGAUUGGUUAUGCAGAAGAAGCGCGAAAAGCAAAAUCAGACGGCAACGUUGCUGGAAUUAUAUCCUCCGUUGAUGCUGCUCUUCCACAUCUCGAGUUGCUGAAAUCAUCUGACUUCUUCGUGACAUAUCCGAAAUUCGAAUCAACGCGACGUUAA